UCACGCAGUUGUUCGUACGACAAACAACGACAACACACCGCCAAGAACCAAGAAUACAAACCAACCUUAAAUUUCUCCAUCACUGGUUGUCAUUUAUUGGCAUAAUCAGCUGUACCGUUAAAACGGCAACAAUGUAAAUUAUUGUCGAAUCUUUGUUAUUUUUAUAAAACAUAACAAUGUCUUCGGCACAUUUGUCAGGUGGGCGAAUAAAUAUAGGGCUGAUACAAGAACAGGCGAGAAAAACAUUACUUUGUUUGUUGGAAAAAUGUGAUGGCACAAAGGCGAUCGUUUGGGACCAAUCCCUUGCAGGCCCAACAGGCCUAGUGGCAAAAUAUAAUUUGCUUGAGGAGAACGAUGUUGUCAAAAUGUAUCCUCUAUGCGGUGGUAAACUUCCACCCACCAAUGUAGCUAACAUAAUAUUUAUAACACGACCUCAGUUACAUCUGAUAGACCUAAUUGCAGAAAAUGUCCAUGGAGAGCAAAACAACAGUCAGCGAAAGGAGUUCCAUAUCUUCUUUGUGCCACGAAAGAGUUUGCUGUGUGAAAAAAAAUUGCAGAAUCGAGGAGUUUUUGGGAGUUUCACUCUCAUUGAGGAAUUUCCAUGCGAUUUGUUCCCCUUUGACAGUGAUCUCGUUUCCAUGGAAUUGACACAUACCUUCAAAGAAUUCUAUUUAGAAAACGAUCCAACUUGCCUAUACCAAGUAGCCCAAGCGAUACAAAGUCUGCAAAGAUUGUAUGGCAAGAUAUCACGAAUUACAGGGCGAGGUCCAGCUGCCAACAAAGUGUGGGAGUUGCUGAAGCGCUUAGAUCGAGAGGAGGAAGAUGUUAAAUUCAAUAACUCCCAAUCAGCACCUAUUGAACAUUUGCUAUUGCUUGACAGGAGCAUUGAUCUCUUGUCACCUUUAGUAACUCAAUUGACCUACGAGGGCCUCAUAGAUGAAAUAUUCGGCAUUAAAAACACUACCGUACAUCUGCCGCCUGAAAAAUUUCACACAUCUGACGAUUCUCCAACCGUUGUUUCUCUCGAUAAGAAGGAACAAAUUAUUCUGAAUUCUGGAGAAGAAUUGUUUGCUGAGAUUAGAGACAAGAAUUUCAACGGUGUGGGACCAGUUUUGAGUCAGAAAGCCAAAAUAAUAUCAUCUCAAUUUGAUGAGAGACAUGGGGAUAAAAGCGUUCAGGAAAUAAAACAAUUUGUUGCGAGAUUACCUCACAUGCUAGCAACCAAGCAAUCAUUGGCCAGGCAUACAACCAUAGCUGAAAUGGUUAAAGAAGUUACAGACUCCAGCGAGUUUCUGGAGUCAUUGCAAAUUGAGCAAGAAUUAUUGAAUUGCAUAGAUACAGACAAGCCCAAUUCUUACAUCGAGGAUAUGAUAGCUCAGCAAAAACCGUUGUUGAAAGUUUUGCGACUCUUGUGUAUACAAUCCCUGACGAAUUCGGGCUUGAAACCAAAGUUGCUGGAUUAUUACAAGAAAGAAAUUAUCCAGACAUACGGUUUUCAGCAUCUCCCGACUUUGUUGAAUCUUGAAAAAGCUGGAUUACUCCGUUCGCAACAAUCUGCUAGACAGUACGCCGUUCUGAGGAAAGCAUUGAGACUCACAGUGGAGGACGAGAAUGAGAUUGCACCCAAAGAUAUAAGUUAUGUACACUCGGUGUAUGCCCCAUUGAGCAUACGCUUGGCCGAGCAGCUUGUCCAACCGGGAGGCUGGCAAGGUUUGAAUGAUGUUUUGGGUUUGCUUCCGGGACCAGCGGUCAGCAGCGACCUGAGAAAUACUUCCGGGACUUAUCGAAGAAAUUCUUUGACGAGCGAAGACUCGAGUUCGGAGCCACCAAGAUUAGUUCUGGUAUUUUUCAUCGGUGGUUGCACAUACGCAGAAAUUUCGGCGUUACGAUUCCUAUCCCAACAAGAAGACCUAAACGUUGAAUUUGUCGUGGGAACAACGAAACUGAUUAACGGAAACACAUUCCUGACAUCUCUCAUGGAGAAUCUAGAGGAGAACACUAAAUGAAGACUUCCGCUCUGUGAUCCUGAAGAUUGAGAAAUUCAACCCGUACAUUUUAUAUACA
Messenger RNA from Venturia canescens, 2064 nucleotides. RefSeq names its product vacuolar protein sorting-associated protein 33A (gene car). Gene Ontology annotation, biological process: vesicle-mediated transport; intracellular protein transport. The record is from RefSeq and is a predicted model, not a curated record. Lineage: Eukaryota; Metazoa; Arthropoda; Insecta; Hymenoptera; Ichneumonidae. The transcript is spliced from 8 exons. Gene Ontology annotation, cellular component: lysosome; CORVET complex. Bases 177 to 2006 code for a protein of 609 amino acids.